Molecule: messenger RNA, 1369 nt
Organism: Achroia grisella
Lineage: Eukaryota; Metazoa; Arthropoda; Insecta; Lepidoptera; Pyralidae
Gene: sigmar
Product: tumor necrosis factor alpha-induced protein 8-like protein
Exons: 5
Coding region: 263-904 (213 amino acids)
Biological process (GO): regulation of apoptotic process
Cellular component (GO): cytoplasm
Source: RefSeq, a predicted model, not a curated record
AAUGUCGGGCGGUAUUCGAGUCCGGGACCCAAUGAAAUCAUUCGGAUCGGGAAUGUACGUGGGCAAUACAAAAACAUUGUUGUCGUAAAUAUUGCGCGAUUUAUAUACAAAAUUUGAAAUCUGGAUAAUUUUGACUGAAAAUGAAUGGCUUACACACUGUUAAAAUUUGAAAUAGGUGUGUGGUGUAAGGAUACAGUGUAAUUUAAGAGGAACGCUUGACUUUUCGUGGCCUAUUGGUGAAUAAUUUAUUUCUGUGGUUAAAAUGACCGCAUCCACAAUGAUUGAAUUGGAAUCCUGGAUAAUAUACCAAUGUGUCCUGAACGAGUGCCACGUCUCCAGCUCGAUGGACGGCGGUGCGUGGUGCGCCCGCGACAUUUCGCUGCGCGCGCAGAAAAAGUUCCUAUCAAGGGUAGGCGGCGUGGCCAGCGCAAGGGCACUAGUGCUCGACGAACAUGCCGCCAAACUCCUCGAUCAGUUUUUGACGGUUCUUCGCGAGCGAUUGGAAAAGCGAGAAGCGGAGAAACUGGUGAAGCAUGUCAUCAAGGCAGCGGUGAAGCUGGGGGUGCUACGGCGGCACGGACAUCUCUCCCCCGCUGACGACAGGGCACUAGCUGCAUUUCGCUCAAAAUUCCAUACGGUGCUGAUGGCUGUCGUAUCUUUCUGCGAGGUAGAUUUCUCGUACGAUCGUGGAUUCCUGCAGGACGCCCUGCGUGAAUCACAUCAGUCACUCAAGUCAGUGGUGGAGAGGCAUUUGUCAGACAAGUCAGUUUCGCGGCUGGCAGGAGUGUUCGCGCUAGUCAGUCGCGCCGAGUUACUAGAUUCUCUGUUCGCGGGAGCCGUGUCAGCCGACGUACAAGCGCUCGCUCGGCUUCUCCGCCGCGAACUCGAUCGUGGCCUGCUCUAAGGUGCCUCUUACACUAUCUCCGAGAUUCUAUUCUCUUCUAUUCUUCGUGGGAACCUUCCUAAUGUUAUCUCCACAAAUGGAGAUUUGUAUUCGGCAGUCUGAAGGAGAACUGCGUCACGCAUGACACUUCGGCGUCGAAACUUCGUUAGGCAGUUGUCGACUUUACUCGUGUGUUUGCACUGUUGAUAGAAAGCAUUGGAUUGAAGUUAUUGAGAAUGGACUUUUUAUAAUUUCUUUGUAAAUUGCGUACUUGUAUCUGUUGCUGAUAACAUUUUGUGUAAUCAAAAGUAACUUUCUUAGUUUAUAAAUAGACACAAUGCUUCUAUUUUUUCACCUCUCGCACGUAUUUCAAGAGAAUAUCUAGAUACUUAUUAUGUAUAGAUAAUUGUAUAGAUUGAGUCAACAUAGCUCUCUCGUCUUAUAUUGUUAAUAAUUUUAAGUUAAGAAUUUUAAUAUUAUUGUUUU